AUGGCGUGCGGCCUAGAUAUAGCCUCUGAAGGUUACCAACAGGUACAAUUGAGUACCGCGCCUACAGGAGUGUUGACGCGGUACUGUCUGAUAUCACUAGUCUUAGGGUUUAACUAUUCUGUUACUACUUCUGAGUACCGCGCCUACAGUGUUGGUCGCACGGUACCGUCUUUUCACACUAGUGAGACACAAUUGCCUAUUAACAAGUACUGUUUCGAGUACCGCGCCUACAGUGUUGUUCGUACGGUAACUAAACCCUAUGACUAA
Messenger RNA from Schizosaccharomyces japonicus yFS275, 267 nucleotides. RefSeq lists its product as hypothetical. The record is from RefSeq and is a predicted model, not a curated record. The transcript is spliced from 2 exons. NCBI's taxonomy places the organism in Eukaryota, Fungi, Ascomycota, Schizosaccharomycetes, Schizosaccharomycetales, Schizosaccharomycetaceae. The coding region runs from base 1 to 267 and encodes 88 amino acids.